Molecule: messenger RNA, 4446 nt
Organism: Homarus americanus (American lobster)
Lineage: Eukaryota; Metazoa; Arthropoda; Malacostraca; Decapoda; Nephropidae
Exons: 6
Coding region: 289-4431 (1380 amino acids)
Source: RefSeq, a predicted model, not a curated record
GUUGGAGAGGGAGGUACUACGGCUGCUGUCUCCCCAAGCCGCCAGUGAACCUCCACCACUUCAUAUCGAAUUUCGCCCGUGGUGGCAAUUAUACACGGUCUUGAAACCCAACUCUUGUGUUUCUUUAGUGUUGUGCUUGUGAGCCGCCCCUGAAAUGUACGUGUUGUGUUGAUGUUGGAAUACGGGAAAUUGAAUGUAUGUCGGUGGUACCUACAAGUGGGGAGGAGGCAUAUUAAGCUUAGUGGCUUCAUCUCGCGGAUAUGUGAGAAGCUUUAAAACGUAUACAGUAUGUUGGUGAAGAAGACCCCUCAGGAUAAUACUGCCAGGACACACAACACGUCAGGUCAGCAGCACACGAGGAAGACGGAAACUAGCGGCAAGAUGCAAAUAGCACAUAGUGAAGAGAUCCGCCAGAGUCUGGACGUGCUGGACCGCGUGUUGUCAGAGUUUGACGACAUUGAGACUGACACCAAUGAUGAGGCCCCGACCCUCGACGCCAUCACCACGACGGACGCCGAGCCUGCAGAGCCUCCGCCUAUAGACCGAACCCUCAAGCCCCGGGAGGCCGUCCCCGUGCCCCCGGAAUUACCCCGGAAGACCCGGCUGCCACGCCCCGGGUCCGGCAGCUCCUCCCCGUCCAGUCAUGAGUACCAGGAGAUUAACUCAGAUGUGUGUGUCAUCCAGCACCCCCCAGAGGUACCAGUUCCUCCCCCAGCGCCCCUCCACUCCCCAGCGGGGCGAGGCGGCGUCAGGAGACAGAUGUCUGAAGACAGGGCGAGACAACGACGACAUGAAGAAGACGGCCGCCGUCAGCCUCGACGACAGCGGAGUGAAGACACGAGACUCCGCCGGGAUGAUAUGUCCUCCAGCUCCGGCGACCUGAUGGACCUGAGGGAGAUGGUGGGCAAGCCUCGGCCCCCCAGGGACACUAGCCGCGGCCGCUCCAGGGAGACCCCCAGGGGCGUCAGGGACAACAGAGAGGUGGUCGGGGCAGCCAGGGAGCCACGACACCUGAGGAAAAGUCGUUCAGGAGACGUGGAGGCCCGACGACACAACCAGGAACAAGGUCGUCGACGACGGUCCCGGUCCUCGGACAGGUGGCUGGACCACGCCGGCCACCAGGACCACCACAUGGACCAGCGCAUGGUCGACCCCGCCUCCAUGUACGACCCCAGGAUGGUUGACCCCAGGAUGAUUGACCCCAGAAUGGUUGACCCCAGGAUGAUUGAUCCUAGAAUGAUCGACCCGAGGUUGAUCGACCCCAGGUACACAGACGAGCCUUACCCACACCCGCAGGACCCAAUCAGAUUCCCUCACUUGAUGAGUUACCCGCCCAUGACACUGCCUGGCCCUAUGUCCCCGGGUAAGAUGUCCCCCGGGGCCAUAUCACCCGUCCCCCCUGGGACACCUAUGGGGCCCCCGUUUUUGCCCAUGGAAUACCCACAUUACCCAGUGUACCCGUAUGACGUAGCUUACAUACCCGACCCGAUGUUGGCGCCAGACCUGCCCUUUCUGCCGCCCCACCCGGCCUACCCGGGAGACAUACCCCCUGAGUACAUCCACCCGGACUUCCUCCCACCGGACUACCCACUCGACUACCCGCUGGAGUACGGGCCACUGCCUCCGCCACCCCACCCGGCUCUGAUGGGCGGCAUGUGGGGGGGCGGGCCGGGACAUCACCCACGAGAGGACUGGCCACCGCCCACAGCCGAGCAGGCCCAGCAGUUGAUCCACAGCGUCGUCAGGAACCCGAGUCGCAGCAGCAGCGGGGACACAGAGAGGGGCGCAGCAGAAGUCUCCCCAGGACACCUGCACCCUGGGGCGAGACGCGGUAGCCGACGCCUGACCUCCAUAGGGCACUCUGACAGCUCCGGGUUAUCAUCUCCUACUGAAGAACGACGUCCCCUCAACAGAAUGCAAUCAAGCUAUCGCACCACUACCCACCCUUAUAGAGACUCUGCGUCAUCAGAAUUUAGGGUGGGAGAGGCAGUCAGAGAUGUGAGUCCAAGAGGGGCAAUUAAGAGUUCGACGUCACUACCACACUUCUCUUCAGGCAAGGACAGUGGGUUUGACGAGACUCCAUUGGUCGAAGAUCCCAACAACUCAGGGGGUCGCGGAAGUCGUCCAGGAGGAGGGUUCAUUGUCUCCGGGGUGUUCAACGACUCUUCCAGAAUGUUUAUCCCGGCUCCUCCGUCUCCAACUCCGGACUACGAUGAUGACGGAGACUCGGACGGGAAUGAAUCUGAUAUACUGCAGGGCUCUCAGUUCUAUGUCGUGACGGAUGCUCAAGGUGAUGUCGUCAAGAAAAAGGUUACCAAUCGGGAUUCUCUGAGUGACGAUAGUCUCCAGAAUGCACCCGUGGCAGCAGGAAAAUCAUCAAAGGCUUCUACACCCGUGAAGAAGCCAACUACACCACUGCAGAACAUGAUUAAAGAGUUCCACCAAGGUUUACCUCCAGUUGAGCAUGAGAACGGUUUCUCCGAUGACUCUCUGGAAGACUCCACAGUUGCCGCAUCCAGACCUUUUUCUAUCAGCCAGAAACCUCAUAGACAAAAUUCUGUGGAAUCGUUGGUGUCGGUGGAGAGUUCUACGGCCUCGUUUGAUUACAUGAAUGCCGGACAAGCAAGAAAUGCCUCCUAUGAGAGACCAAAGUCAAGACCUUCACCUACGACUCCUGGGUCGGGUAGUAAUGUUAAAGGGAACAAUUUGAGAGAUAGAAAAGAUAUUAAUGGCAAAGUGAAAAAAUCUGUUCCCAAGUCAGCAGAAAAUGGCUUUGGUAACAGGGGUAGCUCGAGCAGGGAAGACGAAAGCAAAGGCGACCCAAACAAUUUUAGCAGACAGAGUUCGAGAGAGAGUUCUCACAGCUCGGGAUCAAAUAGCUCAAAACCCGGUGAAAAGUUUGAUACAAUAAGACAUAUGUUGAAAGAAGGUUUAAUUGAAGGUUUAGAUGAGAGUCCACCUCAGUUUAAGCCACCUCCGCCUGCAAAGAAAACACCAAAUGGAUUACAGUCCGAGGAGAGAGCAGAUAGCGGAUUGGGCUCGACGUUUAGUACGACACGAACGGAAGAGAGUGUCGGUAGUGACAACAGAUCUGAUCUCUUUGGUACUCCACCAUCACUAACCUCACCUGAAGAUGCAGAGAAUAUAAGGAAAAUGAAAUCAGAUAAUAGGAAAGGAAAGGAGACAGUUCGCAGUUGCUCCUCCAUUGCCUCAGAAGACAUGGAGAGAAAUCGUGAUGAAGGCGAUGAAGUGGAAAUCCUAAUGCAGGAAACUAUGGAAGUCCCUCCCCUUCCACCACCCAGGGAUGAAUCGAUGCACUGGACGCCUCGAACUACAGCACCUUUAAUUCAAAAGGAUCUAGCCAGAAGUUCGAUAAGAUCAGUGCCAACAACACCUUCCACAUCAAAAAAUGCAAGCUGGCUUCACAACAGCACCUCAGGGAAAGAAGAAAUGAUUGAGGUAGCGUCAAAUCACUCUCACCACCUCGCAGGGGACAAGGUCACACAUGUAGAUGAUCUUUAUGGUCAGAAUGAACAACAGGAGAGUGCAAGCGAAGUCAGCAGUGCUAUUAAUGGUUCACUUGCCACCCAUUAUAGUAUCCAAGAUAAUGACAAUCCACUAACAGAUCGUGAAUUCUUAGAGAAUUUAAAAAAUCUGGAGCCCAGACCUCGCCCCGACACCUUAGCCGUAAUUACCGAAGACCAGGGGAGCAUUGGAUCCCGAGGCAGUCGUUCAGGUCGCCUGCUGUCCAGAAUUGCAGAUUCUGUCCGAAGUGGAAGUAGAACACCGACUCCAUCUUCUUCAUCUAGCUCCACCACUCGUGCCACCACCACUAAACUCACUUCCACCUCAAGAUCUUCCACCCGUAUCCAUGGAGACAUCAUCAGAGAGCCAUGGCGGUCAUCCCUCCGUGAGUCAGCCUUGCCCUCGCCUCAGGAAUACGCUCGCCUUCCGUCACUCAGUCCGUCUGUCGUACCACUAACCCGAGAUGGCUCGGGACGCUUUAGGAGCAUCGAAGAUUUGGCUGAAGCAGUUUCUAUGCCAGAACAAGAUGUUACAUUAUCUGGGAAAAAGAAGAAACACUCCACGUUGCCACCAAACCUCACACCAGGAGACAUGAAGAAAGAGAAUAAAGAACUUCGGCGAGCCACUUCUCUUAUGGUUGGCAAAAAAGGAAAAGCUGGAUGUGAUCAGCCGGAACCAAAGUUGACCACGACUCCAGCAAAGCCACCAACGCCUCAAAACGAUGAGCAGGCAAGCAAAGCACUCGUUUUAUUGCCAGGCAAGGCACAAAAAUACAAAGAAAUAACAAUGACUGGUGUUUGGCACAAAGAAAUUAACAUGAAAUUUGGAGACAAUUUGGAAAUGCUAACUUUUUCCACUCAGAAUUUUAGUAAGUCGCACUUUUUUAACUCAACUGAAGAAACAUGAAAUGUUUUGGUAUCU